AUGUCUCCUACAAUAAUUUCGACACGGGAUGCGCUCCCAGAUUGGAUUGGCGAUUUGCCACAAAUGGAUUGCCUUCGAGUGAAUAACAACCGACUAACCGGCCUUCCUGAUAGGUUAUUCAACGUCCAAUCAUUGCGGUACCUGUACUGCAAUAACAAUCGAAUCGCAGUGCUACCAUCAUCUGUAGAAAAUUCCAAUCUGAUAUCUUGCAUCCUUCACAACAAUCUACUCGAACAACUUCCAUCACACUUUUUGCGGAGAUGUAACAAGUUUGUUGCUCCGCCAUCUAAACGUCUCAUUCAACUGGCUGACUACCCUACCGCCGUGAAUGUCCAUGGCGAUCGGAAUCGGAUCAAUAUUCUGCGUCUCAGCAACAAUCGAUUAGAUGAAUCGAUCGUGCCGAUACUGAUGAAGAUGAAGCGGCUGAAAGUGCUAGACCUUUCACAUAACAAAUUACGGUAUUUCGAUGACAGCGCUCUGGGCUCACUAAGCCUACUAGAGGAGUUAAAUCUAAGCUCGAAUAAACUUACCGCACUUCCGUCCUCUAUCUUCGAACUGCCUGCUCUACAGAUUCUCAAGGCUCACUCAAAUCGUAUCAAGGCUAUUCCCGAUCUCUCCACUUCGCUCACGCUUCAGACGAUCGAUAUGUCAAACAACGCUCUUGGAGCUCAGACAACGUCUAUUGCUACCGGACCAGCAUUAAAUCAAUUGGAUCUCACUUGUAAUUCAGCGCUUAAUCUGACCACUGGAACGUUGAGGCGAAGCCACAAGAAACCAGUAGCGUUAUUCGAUAUUGGCGCUCAACCACAGGAACGGGUUCAGGUGGGAUUUUCGGAGACGUCGGGAAAUUCGUAA
Messenger RNA from Cooperia oncophora, 855 nucleotides. NCBI's taxonomy places the organism in Eukaryota, Metazoa, Nematoda, Chromadorea, Rhabditida, Trichostrongylidae. The record is from the annotation of a GenBank genome assembly.